Messenger RNA from Puntigrus tetrazona (Sumatra barb), 2779 nucleotides. It is a transcript of the gene purba, whose product is annotated as purine-rich element binding protein Ba. Gene Ontology annotation, biological process: regulation of transcription by RNA polymerase II. Gene Ontology annotation, molecular function: RNA polymerase II transcription regulatory region sequence-specific DNA binding; DNA-binding transcription factor activity, RNA polymerase II-specific; purine-rich negative regulatory element binding. NCBI's taxonomy places the organism in Eukaryota, Metazoa, Chordata, Actinopteri, Cypriniformes, Cyprinidae. Gene Ontology annotation, cellular component: nucleus. The transcript has a single exon. The record is from RefSeq and is a predicted model, not a curated record. The coding region runs from base 225 to 1145 and encodes 306 amino acids.
GACAGGCCAAAGAGAACGAGGAUUUGGUGUUUACUCACGUGACAGACGGGUUACGAUCCAAUGGGAGAGGCGAAUGAAUGACUGACACGUCAAGCGGACAAUCACGAGAUGUUUCUAUGGCGGUGACGUUUCAGAGCUGCAGCCCGUUCAUAGGACGCUCUCGGCCAGGAGGCGGGAUCUUGUGAAAUACCGCUGGGGGAAAAAAAACAGCCGAGCUCUGGGUGAUGGUGAAGAUGGCGGAUGGGGACAGCGGGAGCGAGCGCGGCGGCGGAGGAAGCGGCGGAGGGAGCGGGUUCCAAGCGUUCCAGAGGGACCAGGAGACCCAAGAGCUGGCGUCCAAACGCCUCGACAUCCAGAACAAGCGCUUCUACCUGGACGUCAAGCAGAACUCGAAGGGCAGGUUCAUCAAGAUCGCCGAGGUCGGCGCCGGGGGCUCCAAAAGCCGCCUGACGCUUUCCAUGUCGGUGGCGGCGGAGUUCCGGGAUUACCUCGGGGACUUCAUCGAACACUACGCCCAGCUCGGGCCCAGCACUCCGGAGCAGAUCGCGCAGUCCUCCGGAGGCGAGGACGGCGGGCCUAGACGGGCCUUGAAGAGCGAGUACCUCGUGAGGGAAAACCGCAAAUACUACCUCGAUCUGAAGGAGAACCAGCGCGGGAGAUUCCUGCGGAUCCGGCAGACCGUUAACCGCGGCGGGUUCGGCGUUCCCGCCGGCGGCGGCGGCGGCGGAGGGAUUCAGUCCGGGCAGACCAUCGCUCUUCCCGCUCAGGGUCUCAUCGAGUUCCGCGACGCGCUGGCGAAGCUGAUCGACGACUACGGCGGCGACGACGAGGAGCUGGCCUGCGGAGGCGGCGGAGCGGGAGGAGGUUACGCGGAGUUACCCGAGGGCACGUCGAUAACGGUGGACUCCAAGCGGUUCUUCUUCGACGUGGGCUCCAACAAGUACGGCGUGUUUCUGCGCGUGAGCGAGGUGAAGCCCAGCUACAGGAACUCUAUCACGAUCCCCUUCAAAGCGUGGAGCAAAUUCGGCGGAGCGUUCUGCCGCUACGCCGAGGAGAUGAAGGAGAUCCAGGAGCGUCACAGGGAUAAAGCGUUCGAGCGGAGAACCGGAGAGGAGUCCGAGGGCGACGACUUGGACGACGACUGACCGCCGGAGGUGUCGCGUCGCUGGGCAACCGCGCGGGGAGAGAGAGCCGCGCUCCGGAGGGGGAUGCAUGAAAACGAUCGACGGCGAAUAAAAAGAUGUCUGACUGAGAAACACUGUCGUGUAUGUGUAAGAGAAUCCCGUUUAAAAGCAGUGUAGACGAUGUUUGGCUAGAUACAUGGAUUUUUCUGCUGGCUGCUCUCUGUAGGUCUUGUCAUUUUGAAAGUUUUCCCCCUUUAUAAAGAAAGAACACAGAGACCGAGUUCACGAGCAGGGAUGUUGUAGUGUUAGUGUGUGGAGAAGAACUGCUGCUUCUCUCUACUUUAGGUGUUUUUGGUGUCGUACCCUGCGGUGGAGAGCAAACCAGCAUCAUCUGAGCGACUUGGUGUGCAUCUCAUAGUUAGCUCAUUCAGGAUGUGUGUGUGUGUGUGUGUGUGCGUGCGUGCGCAUAUAUAAAGACUCAGAUCAAACAGCUUGCAGCUUGUGGACACACAAUACAGUUCAAGCAACAAUGUACAAACCGUUAAAAUGGUGCUAUAAAGUGUCCCGCCGGCUGGUGGCUUUUCUUAACUUCUCCUGUUUGUGGUCAGGGUCCAGCUAAUCGUUCCGGCCGGACGGUCCGAGUCGGGAAGAGCAUCAUCGGUGCCGCUGGACGCCGCUAAAUUCACCGGGGAUGACCUCGGCGGGCGAAUUAGUCGUUUUAGAGCUUCGGUGACGUAACUGGAAAGGAAAUCAAAUGUAGAAAAACACCAAGCUGUGUUUAAAUAGAUUUAUUUUUAAAAAAGAACAAUAUACAGAAAUAAAUACACAUAUAUAUAUAGAAAUAUAUUUAUAUAUAGACCUAUAGAAUCAAUUAUAAAUGCUUCCUGAGCAGGCUAUUUAACAAAUAAAAGUCGGAUGCAAUUAUAUAUAUAUAUAUAUACACACAUAGGGGAAUAUUUCUUAGCGCUUCUCCAUUCGUCUCUUAUGGUCUCGGAGGAGCAAAAUACUCAAACUAGGCUUCUCAGUUAAGCUUGCAUUUCUUUUUUUCAACAACCCCGAUGACGUGAUAGAACUCCUCUUUCUUUCUCGGUGAGUCUUUCCGCUCCUCUUCCCUCGGUCGGCUCGAUCGGAGGAAAAGGAGUUGUGACCGGAUCCCGAGAGUCAGCCAUACACGCCACCCACGAGCCGUAGGGAUUUUCUACUAACUAUCCGUAUGAGUUUCCACCUCAUUCUUGUCUGUACUGUGUUAUGUGAUAAAGGCAGCUGUUCAGUCGAGUGUGUACUGCUGUAAUUCUCCACAGACUUCCUUUGAACAAUAAAUAGAACUUCUUUGCUGAGAACGUGGGUUUGUUUUUCGUGUUUCUUGACGGCUGAGCACUUCCACGCCGAAAGCAUCACCAGACAGAUUCACACAAAUGCUGUUUUCCAGUGAAGCCGUCCUCUUCAUCUUCAUCUUCAUCUUCAUCCUGUCUUCUGCAAACUCCCGAAACGAUCACACUGACACUUGAACAAAUGAAAAUCACAAUCUUUUGUUAUUAUGUUCAGUCCGUGACCGCCGAAUCUCGUAUAUAUCUCUCAGACGUACAAUUUUUUUCCAUUCAGUCCACAUUCAUAUAAAAAAAGUACCGCAUCCAGAAUAAAAGUGUGUUUACAUA